AUGGUGGGUGGUGUAUAUAUUGCGGUGGAGUCGCACAGUUGCCCUUGUUUCUGCGUGGAAGCUCGAAGCACCCCCACUAGGGUGAGUGCUGUGUGCAAUAGUCCGAGUCUGAGUCUGAAGAGGAAACACUUGCUGAGACGUGGGACCAUGAAACUCAGUAGUUCCUUCUUUGAGAGUCAUAGUGUUAACACAAGUUUGAAGAAGCAGGGCAGGCACAAGAAGAGGACCAAGAGACUCACUAUUGUCAACGAGCUCGGUGGCCAAUAUGAGGAAACUUUUCAUGAUGUUAAAAAGGUACUGAAAAUAGCAAACAAAUUAAGUGGAGCAAACUAUCAAAUACUCAAUUAUUUCACAUACAAAGCUGUGAGGACUGUUCUUCAACAGUUGUAUGAGAUGAACCCACCUCAAUAUAGGUGGUUCUAUAAUUUCGUUGCAGCAAACGACCCAGCAGAUAGGAAACGUUUUAUACGAUCCCUGGGGAAGGAGCAACUUGAACUUGCUGAAAGAGUGAUGAUAACACGGCUUCACCUUUAUGGCAAAUGGAUCAAGAAAUGUAAUCACGCUGAGAUAUAUCAAGAAAUACAUGAUGAAAACUUGGAGUUGAUGAGGGAACGGCUCAUGGAAACUUACAAUACUAAAGCCUGUAAAUCUACUUUGAUCUUCCGACUUACAAAAGGUGAUGCACAAUGUGAGCAAAUGAAAAAGAGCCUUUGGAGUAACCUGGUCAGGAGUGCUUACAAAAUUGAAAAUCUUUCACACUGCUCUGACUGUUUGAAAAGAGGAUUCAAAGACCUUCACAUCCAUGCAAGGAUCAUUGACCAUCUUCUUGAUUUGAGAAACAAUGCCAACAUUACGCAGUUUUACAAUCCUACCAAACGCACCAGGACUUGCAGGAAACGUGAGAUUUACUAUGACCCAAAGGGCAGAGAUGCGUAA
Messenger RNA from Sphenostylis stenocarpa, 936 nucleotides. The record is from the annotation of a GenBank genome assembly. NCBI's taxonomy places the organism in Eukaryota, Viridiplantae, Streptophyta, Magnoliopsida, Fabales, Fabaceae.